Oncorhynchus masou masou (cherry salmon) is the source of this 1005-nucleotide messenger RNA. It is a transcript of the gene polr3g, whose product is annotated as polymerase (RNA) III (DNA directed) polypeptide G. The transcript has 8 exons. The record is from RefSeq and is a predicted model, not a curated record. The coding region runs from base 87 to 731 and encodes 214 amino acids. Gene Ontology annotation, cellular component: RNA polymerase III complex. Gene Ontology annotation, biological process: transcription by RNA polymerase III. NCBI's taxonomy places the organism in Eukaryota, Metazoa, Chordata, Actinopteri, Salmoniformes, Salmonidae.
GUGCAAAGGAGAAAGACGAGGACCUACAAUUCACCGGUGGCGUGGUAAUCGCGUGUUGGAAGCAGCAGCCCACUCAUAGUGCAGACAUGGCUGGUGGUAAAGGCCGUGGUAUAGCUGCCUUCAGCUUCAACAUCGAAUCCCUGGGCCUCAGCAGGGGGAAUAUGCCUCAGACCAGAGAGGGGCCCAACAAGCUGUAUCCAGAUGUGGAGUUCAAGCCUGUGCCCUUGAAAGAGGGAGAAGAUGAGGACUACAUGCUAGCCCUGAAACAGGAGAUAAGGGGAACCAUGAGACUACUACCCCACAACAUCAAGCCUCUGUCUGGCAAAGGAGAUGUGGAAAGAUACAAGGAGAGGUAUCAGAGGCAAAACAUGUUGGAUGAGGAGUGGACUCCAGACUGGCAGCUUUUUCCAAAAGAGCUGAUGCCUCAAAAGAAAAAGUUGAAUGUAAAACUAGUAGGCGCAAAGAAGAAACCCAUAAAGGUGUCAAGCAAAGAAAAAGCAGAUGUUCUCAGUAAAUUAGAUGAACUUGAAAAGAAAGAUGAUGUAAAGUCAGAUGAGGAGAAAGAAGAAAAGAAAACUACAGAGGAAGGAGAGGAGGAAGAAAUUGAAGGAGAGGAGUUGGAGGAGGAGGAAUUGGAAGAGGAAAAUGACUACAUUGCCAGCUACUUUGAAGAUGGUGAUGAUUUUGGUGCCGGCAGUGAUGAGAACAUGGAUGAAGGAGCCACAUAUUAAGCUCAACUGUAUGGAUGUUAUCUCAAGAGCAUACAGUAUUUAAAAAGCCAGAAGAAUGUUGACUGUCACUCUUCCAAAUGCAUUUCCCCCUGCAAAUCAUGAUUUAUUGUUUACCAAAUAGCUGUUGGCUAUAUGACUAACACUGUCAAGUUCACAUUUUGUUUGAACCUACAUUUACAAUGUGAGAAUCAUCAAGAUGUGCUUGUGUGAUUUGAAGUGAGUGAAUUUAAAUACUGUAAGUGGCUCUUUUGUAAAUAAGUGUAUAAACAAAUUA